AUGGCUCGCCGCCGCAGACCCCCUCGCGCCGGCGCCCUCACCGAACUCCCGCCCCUCAAAAUCGCCUCCCAGAUCGCCAUCCUCCAGGCCCUCUACUACUUCGCCGCCCUCGUCCUCAUGCUCUUCACCACCCUGGUCGCCGGCAUGCCGUUUGGCUUCGACCUGAUUCUCGGCUGGGACCGCGUGCGUGGCGACACGACCCAAGGAUGGCUCAUGGCAUUUGUAUGGCUCCUCAACGGAGGACUCUGCAUGUCCGUCGCCAUGGUCAUCCUCGUCGCGCGCAGCAAACUCGUCCCCGACUUCGCCCUCACAAUCCACUUCCUCCACCUCCUCUUCACAUGCCUCUACACGCGCUCCCUCCCCCACAACUCCAUGUGGUGGUUCACCAUGCUCGCCUCCUCCGCCACCGCCGUCGGCCUGGGCAUGUGGGGAUGCCGCUACCGCGAGCUCCAGCCCGUCUUCUUCCUCGGCGGCAGGAUCCUCGGCUCUGGCACGUCCGGCCCUUCCUCAAACAGGGGCGCCGGCGCAAGAGACGACGCUUUGCACCCAGACGUGGAAGAUGGCAUGGGCGGAUCAAGUACGGUCAGAGAGUAUGAAAUGAACCAGAUAAAGACUUCAACAUAG
This is a messenger RNA of Trichoderma aggressivum f. europaeum, 624 nucleotides long. RefSeq lists its product as uncharacterized. Lineage: Eukaryota; Fungi; Ascomycota; Sordariomycetes; Hypocreales; Hypocreaceae. The coding region runs from base 1 to 624 and encodes 207 amino acids. Gene Ontology annotation, cellular component: Golgi membrane; trans-Golgi network. The record is from RefSeq and is a predicted model, not a curated record. Gene Ontology annotation, biological process: Golgi to endosome transport; protein localization to Golgi apparatus; Golgi to plasma membrane protein transport. The transcript has 2 exons.